GGUGAAAUGGCGCAGAAAGGAGUUCAGCUGGACCGGGAAACUUUCUCUUGUUCGAUCUGUCUGGAUCUACUGAAGGGUCCGGUGACGACUUCCUGUGGACACAGUUACUGCAUGGACUGUAUUAAAACCCACUGGGAUAAAGAGGAUGAGAAGGAAGUCUACAGCUGCCCUCAGUGUAGAAAGAGCUUCACACCAAGGCCUGUCCUGCUGAAAAACACCAUGUUGGCAGAUUUAGUGGAGGAGCUGAAGAAGACUGUGCUUGAAGAAGCUCCUGCUGAUCACUGCUAUGCUGGAGCUGAAGAUGUGGCCUGUGAUGUCUGCACUGGGAGAAAACUGAGAGCCUGUAAGUCCUGUCUGCAGUGUUUGAUCUCUUAUUGUGACAAACACCUCCAGCCUCAUUAUGAAUUGCCUGCCUUUAAAAAACACAAGCUGGUGGAGCCCUCCAAGAAGCUCCAGGAGAACAUCUGCUCUCGUCACGACGAGGUGAUGAAGAUGUUCUGCCGCACUGAUCAGCAGUGUAUCUGUUAUCUCUGCUCUGUGGACGAACACAAAGGCCACGACACAGUGUCAGCUGCAGCAGAAAGGACUGAGAGGCAGAAAGAGAUCAAGGUGAGACGACAAAACAUCCAGCAGAGAAUCCACAGCAGCAGGAAAGUUAUGAAGCAGCUUCAGCAGGAGGUGGAUGGCAUCAAUCGCUCUGCUAAUAAAGAUGUGAAGGACAGUGAGAAGAUCUUCAUCGAACUGAUCCGCUUCAUCCAGAAAAAAAGCUCUGAUGUGAAGCAGAAGGUUAAAUCUCAGCAGGAAAGUGAAGUGCGUCGAGUCAAAGAGUUUCAGAAGAAGCUGGAGCAGGAGAUGGCUGAGCUGAAGAAGAAAGACUCUGAGCUGGAGCUACUUCAACAAACAGACGAUUACACCCAGUUUCUACAAAAAUUCUCCUCAGUCUCACCUCUCGGUGAAUCCUCAGAGUUACCCAGCCCUAAAAUCCGUCCUCUGCAGUACUUUGAGGACGUGACAACAGCUGUGUCAGAAGUCCGAGAUAAACUGCAGGAAGUUCUGAUGGAGAAGUGGCCGAAGAUUUUACGGACAGUCACUGAAGUGGAUGCUUUUCUGUCGCAACAACUGAGGACCAGAGAGGAGUUCUUACUGUAUGCAAGUCAAAUCACGCUGGAUCCAAACUCAUCAAACACUAGCAUAAUGUUGUUUUCUGAGAGGUACCGCAAAGUAACAACAACUCCUUUAUUGGAAAUGUUUUUGCCAUCCCGAGACAGAUUCAACGGUUUACAUCAGGUCCUGAGUAGAGAGAGUCUGACUGGACGUUGUUACUUCGAGGUGGAGUAUGAUGCACUAUUAACAGUAGCUGUAGCAUACAAGGAUAUGAAAAGACAUAAUACCUCUAAAGACUGUGCAUUUGGGUACAACAAGAAGUCUUGGGCGUUAUAUUGUCAUUCUAAAUUUGAAUUCAGACAUGACGAUAUCCACACGCCAAUCUCGGUUAAGUCGUCUUACAAAGUGGGAGUGUUCCUGGAUCAUAAGGCUGGAGUUCUGUCGUUUUACGACGUGGGGGAAACCAUGAAGUUCAUCCACAAAGUGCAGACCACUUUCACUCAGCCGCUCUACGCUGGUCUCGCCCUUCACUUUUCCAACGGAGACAACGCCACAGUGUGUCUGACCUGGGGAGAUGACACCACUCAGCAGGUUCUGUCUAAAGAGCUUUCCAAACUGAGGAGGGUUCCCUUCAGAACGCAGCAGAACGGAGCCGUCUACAACACAGACAGCAGACCUUCAUCUGAAGCGAUGGACCCGGCGGAUCGGAGGGUGAAGCCGGUGCAGCUGGAGCUCAGCAGGAACCUGCAGACGUACCUCCAACGCCUCGGACUUAUCCCCAAAACAUCCUCUUCCUCCAGCCUGAGCUCACAGGGCAAGAGUGAUCGUUUCCAGUCAGGCGUCGCUGCAGACUACUAUCGCUCCAAGCCUCAGAAGUCCUCCAGCUUUUCCUCCUCUUCCUCUUCCUCGUUCUCACCAGUGCAGAAGCAGCAGAGGCCUCCACCCGAUGGAGACUCCCUGCGGGGCGCCCUGAGGCAAUAUCUGUCCCUGCAGAGCGGGCGGGGAGACCCCAAACUGAGGCCCUUUUACAGCAACGGGAUAGAAAACACCGGCCUGGAAACAGAGGGUCCGAAAUCCAGACUGAUGAAGCUGGGGAAAACUCAGGGGGCUUCAGUCAAAGAGCCUCUGACGCCUGUGGAUGAGAAGUUCAUCCAGAAGGUUCUGCAGAGCGUGGGCCGGCACCAUGUGGACGUAGACGGCCUGACGCAGCAGGACCUGAGCCAGCUGUCCCGCCUGAUCACUGAGGCUCUGCAGGUGGUGGACAAAGAUCAGAACCAGAACCAGGACCAAGACCAGGCAGAGAUGGCAAAAACUCCAAACCGGGGCGGGACUCGGGUGAGACCUGGACCCAGAGACCUGGAGGGAGAGGAGGAAGAAGAGCCUGGCAGGGAUGAGGAAGAGGAGGAAGAGGAGAAGCUGCUGGAGAACGUUCCGACAGUAAAACAACAGGAGAGCUUUCCCACAGCGCCAGCUAAACUGCAAGAGCGCCAAACAGAUACUGAGGAGCAGAACAUGGAGGAAAAGCCUGACCUCUUCACCAAACUCCUCGCCUACCUGGACAAAUCCUCCUUUAGCUCCGCCCCCUCGGCCAGAAAUCUGGACAAUUUGAACAUGGAAACACCCGGAGGACGACAGGUGGGGCUGGAAAACGUCCAGAGUCGCACCAGCGAGGCGGGGGUGACGGUGCAGAAGAAGGACGCCGCUCAGCAGUUGGAGGAAGUGUCGGAGGUUCACGGAUGGAUCAAAGACGUGGCGCCGCCUCCGGCUGCCCUGGUUUACGACGAUCCGCACAAAAAGACACUUCAAGUCCCCGAACUGCAGCUGGACGUCAAGGAAGAAGGCUGGAAGAAGGAGGACGUGUUCGGAUACAUCAUCACCGACACUGAUGGGCUGCAGACGGACGAAGGCCUCCACCUGAUGGAGAUCCUCGCUCACAUGGCUAAAAUCCAGAUGACCGACUUCGCCGAGCUCUCUGUGGUGGGGCCCGCGGUGACCUUCAAAGUGAGCCCCAACCGUCAGAACGUCAGCACCACAGAUGUGGCCAACGUUGCAUUUGAACGGCAAGAGGAUCUGGAGAAAGAAGCUAAGGUCAGCAUCCUGGAGGCCGGGAUCGCCGAUGGAAGCCAGAUCAAGCAGAUUCCCACCAAGUACAGCCAGGCGGAGUCCACCAAGUUCCUGGUGCUCACGGUGGUCUCCAUCUUGUGCAUCGUGGCCGUUCUGCUCGCCUCCACCGUCAUCUACUGCCUCCGCCAUCGAUCCCACCACAAGCUGAAGGAGAAGCUCACCAACCUGGGAACAGACACCGGAAACGAUGCUACCUCCACCUAUCAGGAGCUGUGUCGGCAGCGCAUGGCGGUGAAACCUCCGACGGAGCGCAGCGAGCCGAUCUCCUCCAGGAUCAACAGCGUGUCGUCUCAGUUCAGCGAUGGAGGUCCGGCCGUCAGCCCCUCGGCUCGCAGCAGCAUCUCCUCCUGGAGCGAGGAGCCCGCUCACCACAACAUGGACAUCUCCACCGGACACAUGAUCCUGUCCUACAUGGAGGACCACAUGAAGAAUAAGGACCGCCUGGCGAAGGAGUGGGAGGCUCUGUGUGCGUAUCAGGCCGAGCCCAACGCCUGCACCGCGGGUCUGAAGGAGGGGAACACCAAGAAGAACCGCUCCUCCGCCGUGGUAGCAUAUGAUCACUCCAGAAUCCCCUUGAAGGUGGAGAACAGCCAAGGAAACUCUGAUUACAUCAACGCCAGCCCCAUCAUGGAUCAUGAUCCGAGGAACCCGGCCUACAUCGCCACUCAAGGCCCACUGCCCUCCACAGUGGCUGAUUUCUGGCAGAUGGUUUGGGAGAACGGCUGUGUUGUUAUUGUGAUGUUGACUCCUCUGGUGGAGAGCGGGCUGAAGCAGUGCUACCACUACUGGCCCGACGAGGGGUCCAACCUGUACCACAUCUACGAGGUGAACCUGGUGUCCGAACACAUCUGGUGCGACGACUUCCUGGUUCGUAGCUUCUACCUGAAGAACAUGCAGACCAACGAGACCCGGACCGUGACUCAGUUCCACUUCCUCACCUGGCUCAACCAGAACGUUCCAGAGACCAGCCGCACGCUGCUGGACUUCCGCAGGAAAGUCAACAAAUGCUACCGCGGACGCUCCUGUCCCAUCAUCGUUCACUGCAGUGAUGGUUCUGGAAGAAGUGGAACAUACGUCCUGAUCGACAUGGUGCUCAACAAGAUGGCUAAAGGUGCCAAGGAGAUUGAUAUUGCAGCGACUCUGGAGCACCUGAGGGACCAGAGGCCAGGAAUGGUUCAGACCAAGGAUCAGUUUGAGUUUGCGUUGACGGCCGUCGCUGAGGAGGUGAACGCCAUCUUGAAAGCUCUUCCUCAGUAGAGAAGAACCAGAUGGACCUCCUCUUCUUCCUCCUAUGUCUCACCUAGAGGACUUUCCUCUUCCCAUCGCCUCAACUUCCUGUUUCCAUCUUCUCCUUUCUCCUCAUCUGUUCCUCUUGCUUCCUUCCCACCUUGUCUCCUCUUGUAUUAACUUCUCCUCUUUCCAACCCUACCCCCCUCUCCUCUCCUUUUCCUUUUCCCAUCCCACUUUUUCCAAACUCCUUCUCAACAUUCGUCCUUUCCCUUCUGCCUUUCUUUAAUUAUAAAUGUCUCCUUAUGUUUACUAGUUUUCUCCUCUCGUCUCCUACCCUGUUACCUCAUCCUCGCCUCCUUUCCUUUUCCCAUCCCAGUUAUCCUAAUCUCCUUUAGUCCUUUGGUCCAAUUACUUCCUUGUUUCCUCCCUAUCUCCUCAACUUUUCUCCUUACCCUUUGGUCGUCUUUCUCCCAAUGUGUCCUCCUUUUCCUACCCUAACUUUCCUCAUUUCCUCCCCUUGUCUCCUCCUCCUUGUUCCCACUCAUCCUCCCCCUCUCUUCUUGCAUCCCAGUAAACAUUGUGUCAGGAAUCCUUUGAAUCCUGAAAAUAGACCUUCCUUCUGUUGUAAUGAUCCAUACAGCCUGUUUUUCCAAAGUGACAUUUAGACACAUUUUCAUAGAUGGAUACAAAAGUUUCUGUGGUAUAUUUAUCAUAGUUUUCUGUUUGAUUGCUAUUUGUUUCGCGUGUGUUUGUAUCACAGAGUCGUAUUUGUGUUUUCAGAGCUAUGCUUUCUGAUAUGUUCAAAGUCAAAGUGCAACUCAUCUGUGAUUUUAGAUCAGAUUUCUCUUUCUUAACGGUGAUGAAAAACUGCCAAUUGGGUGUUUCCAAAGUUUGUGAGUCCAUCUUCAAAUGUCCUGUUAUUGUGAGGAAGAUCUUGGUACUGGAUGUGAGCUGGGAUAACAGAUUAUUCUUUCAUGUUUCAUUCUCAUUAUCCAAGUAGGAGCAAUAUAGUUUCUCCAACCUGAAUCGGCUUGUCACUGAAGUCACACUCAUGUCUGCCUUAAUAAAAAAAACACAUUUAGCCACGUGGAAACUCGGCUAGUUGGUAACACUUCAUUUUAAAAUGGCUUUAAUCCUUAAUCUCAAAGCUUUGUCUCUGAUAAAACCAGAAGAACAUGCAUUGUUUGGUUAUCUUUGGGCAGGAAGUUACUUUCUUGGGCAGUGAUCUUAUGUACUAAAGAAUACAUAAAUGAACACUGGGAAGAGGCCAUUUUAAAAUCAAGUGUUUCUGACCAGUCUUUCAAGGUUAAAUAAAAUAGUCUUGCUUCUGAAUAGCAGUUCUUCUAUGUAGCAUUAAUGGAUGAUUUGUACAUGUUUAGUAGCUAUAACUAUUGUUUUUCUGUGACACUCAUCAGCGUGUUUCCCCCGGUAACCCUAACCCUAACCCUAACCCUAAAACAACUUGGUUUGACGUGCUGUAACAUCCAUUAUCUUAAGAUACGUAAAACAGCUUGUGUAAAAUCAACUUAAUUUCAAUACUUUCAAUUCAUUUUACGAGCAGUUUUAAUGAUCCUUUACCCCAAAAAUCUCCCUGUCCGGUCUUAUUUAAAUCACUAUUAAUAUGACUUACGCUUUAGUGCAUGGUUAUUUAUCAGCAGAUGGGUGUGCUGUAUUUUCCCGAGGCCUCAAGGAGAUCUUAGCAAACAAACAAAUGGUGACUGUGUAUUGCACCCAGAGGCUCCGAGGAUCUUAAAAGUGCAAAAGCCAAGGUCUUAACUGAGCAGAUGAUGGCUAAAGGGAGUUGAGAAGUUGCUGCAGUGUGGAUGUGAUGUAAUACUGCAGCAAGCUGGUGUCAUGUUGUUGGAAUCUGAUCCAGUUUUCAUCACAAAUUUGAAAACAUGUUUGAUGUAGAAGACUAUCUUAAUGCUUCUGCCUUUUAAAAGAUACCAUAAUAUAAGUUAUACAAUUGUGGAAAUAUGUGAAACUGCUUGGAAGAAUUGAAAUUAUCUGAUUCUAACAGACAUUUUUAAAGAGUCAAAUGUUAAAACAAGUGGGUUUUUUUCUUGCUCAAAAUGUUCCCCAUGCUUCUCUGUCUCUUUCACUCUCCAUCGAGUCUCAAUAGAUGGCUGGUCUGUUGCAUUAACACUCUGUACAUAAACCAACAAAAAAGAAAAAAAAACAGAAGAUAUUUUGUUCUAUUGGUGUAAACAAAUUGUGAAUAAAGUCUAAUUGUCGACGCAGUAUCGUGAUGCAAUCCUGA
Molecule: messenger RNA, 6718 nt
Organism: Trematomus bernacchii (emerald rockcod)
Lineage: Eukaryota; Metazoa; Chordata; Actinopteri; Perciformes; Nototheniidae
Product: receptor-type tyrosine-protein phosphatase N2-like
Exons: 22
Coding region: 7-4485 (1492 amino acids)
Biological process (GO): protein dephosphorylation
Cellular component (GO): secretory granule
Molecular function (GO): zinc ion binding; protein binding; protein tyrosine phosphatase activity
Source: RefSeq, a predicted model, not a curated record